GGUUCAAGGUGCAGGUAAGACCCUUUUUUAUGAGCAGGUGUACGAACCGGAGGAUCAUAUAGGAAACAUAUUCUCUCAGUCCGCAAUUUGUUUAUUUGCAAUACAGAAAGGGACGGGCCUCAUGACCAAGCUUUUAAUGGAGAUUCUCACAGUCAUAAAGUUAUGGAGAGAAAGUGAACAGUGGCAGUGUGCAAAGCUUAUUUUGGGGAUGUUUUUUUGUUUUUGCUGCUGCAUGUGUUCUUGGUAUGUUGAGUCUCAAAGAUUGGAUUCAAAACUAAGCAUGAACAACUUAUGGAUGGUUCCACAGUUUGCCCUGUUAGGAAUUGCGAAAGAACUUGUGGAAGAUGGGAUGGAUCAUGUUUUCUUCGCCCAUGUAGAAAUAUCCAUGCAUCUAUGGGUUUUUUCAUUCAUUCGUUUUGUGGAGGGUUUGGGAGAUUUACUUGCUGCUGUGUUUAUUUUAGUUUUUGGAGAAUGGAUACGUGACGACGUUAAUGAAAGACGUCUCAACAAAUACUAUUUCUUGUUGGCUAUGCUGACUAUACUGGCCACACUUUUCUUCAUGUGUCUAUGGAAAUUCUAUGCUCCAAAAAUAAAGCCAAAGAAGGUUGAGAAGGAGGGUCCAAAGAAGGAUGACAAGGAGGCUACAGAGCUUAGGCAGUUGGAAGAGGGCAAGAACUUCAGUAGAUCUCACUCUCCACACCCAACAGAGUCCCCAGCUGAAUCAACCUCUAAAUCCUCCUCUAAUAGCGACUCGUCAGUUGUGGAAAGAUCCUCGUCCUAUCCUGAUCAGCCCAGCAAUCCAGCUGCAAAAGUCCGUAAUGAGCGCUGCCACACUUAUCCAAAAACCAAAUAUCAAGGCCUAACUCAGCAGUCCUCUGCUUCGAGCAAUCUACGCCGUCGUCUAGCUACAAAAUCAUUCCAUGAACGCUCAGAUGGUUGUUCAGAAAUGAACUAAUUCAGUGUGUACGCAUAUUUUAUGAUCAUAUCUUUCGUCCACCCUACUAGGAUAGCAAUAUGAACUGAUAAGUUUUUUUUUUUUUUUUUAAAUAUCUUAAUUGUAAUUUUAAUUGUUUUCUUUUUCCUUUUGACAGUUGAUGUAUCCCAGGCCUGCACCAAAAGUCUAAGGAUCCGUUUGGAUAACAAAAAAUCACUUAAUUU
Rubroshorea leprosula is the source of this 1158-nucleotide messenger RNA. The record is from the annotation of a GenBank genome assembly. NCBI's taxonomy places the organism in Eukaryota, Viridiplantae, Streptophyta, Magnoliopsida, Malvales, Dipterocarpaceae.